AUGGAAACACGGCAGUCUGCGCGCAAGCGCAGGAGCAAUUCCAUCUCCGAUUCAAGGAGCAAUUCUCCAGUCUCGCACCGGACAAGAAACAGUGUAAUUGGGGAAGCAGUGCCUGACAUGCAAAGGUUCGCUGCGAGAACCCCAAAGAAGGCCAGGAAGCGGGUCCGAUUCUCGGAUCCUGGUCCUCGCUUGCUGGAUACCCCAGCUUGGUCGACUGGCCUGACACCUGCCAUGAAACGCACCUCGUUCCGAGAGUCAGACCCUAUCUCAAAGGUCGGCAAUGGAACACCUAGUCGACCAGCCCAUCGGCGACGAUCAGCUCCAACACCGCGCUUCCAGCGGUCCUUUGACCCGAUUGAACGAUUCGAUGAGUCAAGCAAUGAAAGAGUGAUCCAAUUUACCCCUUUACGGCAAAUCUUGGACACUCGCACGCAGAGGAGAAUACGACGUUUUGGUCUAAGCGAUGAGAUUAAUAGCAUUCAGCGCGAAAGGCGACAGUCUGCAACUUUCGAGAAGACUCUUGAUGUUUUACGACAGGAGCGAGACGCUCUACAACAUGAAUUGAAUGCUUUGAAACGAAGGCAUGAAGUUCCGGAAGAUCAACUGCCUUCAUAUGAGUCUUUCUGGAUGUCCCCUCAGGUUCGUGUUUGCGAACUCGAGCGUGAAACUCCUCGACUUCGGGAUGAAAUCUCAGUAGCAUCCGUUGACAACGACGGAGACACUUUCACGUUCAAUGACACCGCUGUGAUGACUUCUAACUCGCCGGAUCUUCGUGGCGUGCGCGAUCCUCACUCACCUGUGCCUGACAGCCUAAUGGCAUUCAAUCAAACGAAUGCCGACAUCUCGACGCAGACAAAAGUUAUGAAUACGACAGAAGAGUCAAAUGUGCAAACUCUCAUACUUGACCUGGAAGCUGCCAGAAAUGAGAAGAGGGAGCUUUUCAAUGCCUGUCGGACGCAUCUUUCUACCUUUGAAGCAUCUGGUUUCGGCGAUACGCUUCGACAAUCAUCCCCACCUCCCGAUUUCUUUGGCAACGUCAUCCAAAUACUGACGAUGGCGCUUUCUCGCGCUUCUGAUGCCACCCAAGCCCUAGAGGGUAUCAGCCAAGAAUGUUCUGGCCUGGGAUUUACCGGCUCUAGCACCGACGAAGUGAUAAAUGAUAUGAGAACUCACUUCCGCACUGCACGCCUUGAGCUGGAACGAGCCGUUCCAGGCGAAACUGCGAAGGUAAGCCUCGGGGAUGGAAAAGCCACCCUUGGUGCGUUGGUCCAACGGGUUAAGACUCUCGCAAUUGACUUGAAAGCCGAACGUGAUUACUAUAAUGGCUCGCUUGGCCGUGAGAGAGCUCUUCGUGGACAAUUCGAUAACCUCUUACACCGGUAUGAAGCGGCCGCUGAGAAAAUCAGCAACCUCGAAGACUCGAUUGCGUCAUCUGCAAGCGAUAUGCUUCACACACGAAUUCGACUGCAAGACCUCGAGAACGAAGACCAAGAGAAGAGCAUUGGGAUUGACAGAUUAAACGCCGCCCUCGAUAAGUACCACGAAGAUGUGAGAGGUCUGGAAGAUAUGGUGAGCCGUUUGGAAGAAGAGAAUACGGCCACCAAGGAGAGAUAUAGGCACAGAAUUUCCGAUUUGAAGGCACAACUCGUCAGUGAGCGCAAGCAACGUUCUGCGAUCGAGAUUUCGACCUCUGAAAACGAAAACCGCAUUCGCCAGCUCGAAGAAACUGUGGAGCAGAACCGGAUUCGGGCGUUUGAUCUCACUACAGAGAUGGAAAUUCUCGAAAAAGAGCACCAGGCAGUGCUUGACCGCCUUGCACAAACAGCAAACGAGCAGCACCAACAGCAUCAAGAAGAGACCGGGACUCUGAAUGUCCGCAUCUCCGAACUCACGACAUCUCUCGACGGUGCAAGGUCAGAGGCUCGGCGUCUGCAACAAGUCAACAGCGGUCUCGAAGAGCAACUGCGGAUGGAAAUGGAGGCUCGUGAUGGGCUUCUCGAUAAAUGGGCGACCGAGCAGGCACGCUCAUUCGCGUUCAUGAAAGAGUCGGUCAAUUCAGAGCGCCGGCGCGCCAAGAUGCGUGCCGCGAACUGGGAACUCAGAUCAGAUGACCUCAUGUCGGAUGGGACGACGAUGAUGGGUAGUGAGCCCAUUACCCCCGUUAGUAUGACUCGCUUCGUUGAUGUGGAGAUGGGGAGAGGGAAGAAUCGCCGUCGGAUGGAUAGUGGGAUCGGCAUUCUCUCUGAAGAUGACCUUCUUGAAAAUGAAGGGCUUGCAGAUCUGAGGCGUGGAAUUGACUCUGAUAUUGAUUUGCCCGUGCCUGAUUUCAUUUGA
Molecule: messenger RNA, 2334 nt
Organism: Penicillium daleae
Lineage: Eukaryota; Fungi; Ascomycota; Eurotiomycetes; Eurotiales; Aspergillaceae
Exons: 1
Coding region: 1-2334 (777 amino acids)
Source: RefSeq, a predicted model, not a curated record